AGGAAACCUAGAGGGAAGUGCUGUCAUUUUUUCUUCGUUCAGUGUGCUCGAACAAGUCCUGGUUGUAUUUUUUAAUGACUUACAAUAGUAUAGUGGUAGAAUUUUGAGUUGUUUUUUAAUCAAACUUGUUGUCUUUCUUUAUCUAUUUUUUAUUUGUGUUUCUUUUUUAUUGUCUUCUCAAAUUUUAUGCUGAGCAUUCACUGUUAAAGUUCUUUGUUAUAGUUGAUUAUAAAACAGAAUUUUCUUUUAAACAUUUUUUACUUAGUCUUAUUGUAGGCUUCUAUAAAAGGCACAGUGGCAUAUCAGUGAAUCGUGUUUUCAGCUUUUCACCAGUUAUGACUAAUGUGAUGUGAGCGUACAGUCAAAGGAGCUGCCAUUUUGGGGCUUGUGUAAUUUUUGUUCUUAUCCUAGAGAUUGGCAAAUUUGGAACUAUGAGUUUUGAUAGCAUUCCAUCAAAAACUGAGGUCAUGAGUUGGGAUCCACAGCACCUGGCUGACUUUCUGAAAAGGCGAGACCUGACAGGAUGUGACAAAGUGAUUAUAAAAUACAAUAUGAAUGGACAGAGAUUCCUGAAUAUGUCAGAGAAUGACCUUCAAAAAUUCCCCAAACUUCAUGCCCCACUAAUUUCCAAAAUAUGUCGGGAAAUCAACAAGAAAGAGGAAAAGAGGAGUUUUUUCCCAAAAAGAACCUCUGCACCCAAAUACCAAGAAACAGUGGAAUUUGCGCAUGAUGACCAUGACCAAGGAUGGGGUUCUGAAGAAUUUGAAAGUGAUGAUGACUAUGAGAGCCCAGAUUCAAAUAACAAUGCUGAAGGCAGUGGUGGAGAUUAUGAAUCAGCAACAGAAGGAGGAGCGGACAGUGAUAACGACUACGAGCCACCCCCGAGUGAGCCGUCUGAUGAUGCGCCGCAUCACCAGAUCUGUGCUGCCAAGCCCAUGUGCAACAGCGAGUACAUUGACCGGGCUCAUACUUCAGUCAAAAGCCAGCCACCAGUCCCUCCUGCACGUCCUGGGCCUGGUCCUCCCCUUCCAACUUCAGGACGCCCAGGUGUCCUUGGAUCAUAUCAGAGGACAGAUCAGUCCCCUCAGAGACUUCAAAAACCUCCUCCUCCAGAUCGCAGUAAAAAGCCAGGUACUCUGGAAAGAAGGUCUAACAAUGCACCAGUUCAAGGUGUGAAUGUCAGUGCCACAAAUGACAGGACUGCCCCACCACCAAGGAGCCAACCUGCUGGACCAGAGAAGUUUGUGGAACCUCUGAGAAUGCCCAAACCUCCACUGCCAGCUGUGGGGGUACGAAGGAGUGCCUCCUCACUCACCCCAAGUCAUUCUCAUAACAGACAUGCACCUGAUCCCAGAAAUGAGUUUCAUGAUGACAAUGCCAGACCUAGCUCCAACACUUUCCCCCUGCACUCCAGAAAUCCAUCACCAAGACCACCACCACAUGGACACAGUGGGCAACCUGACAGUAUACACCAGACUGGAUCCUUACCAUCAAGACUACAAGAGGCAAUUAACAGCCACAGGAGUAGUUCAAGAACCACACCACAACAAUCAGUAAGGUUCCCUGACCAAGAUACAUUUGGAGAACAGGACAUGGACCCUGCUUGGUAUGUGGGACAGGUUACACGCGGUCAAGCAGAGAAUAGUCUGAGAGUGGUAAAUAGGGAUGGAGCAUUCUUAGUACGAGACAGCUCAAAAGGCUCAGCUAGCCAACCUUACACUCUCAUGGUACUUUACCAAAACAAGGUUUUCAACAUUCAAAUUCGCAAAGAACAAAAUGGCUUCCUUCUUGGUACUGGCCUGAAAUCUUGUGAGAUCUUUCCGAGUGUCAGUGACAUUAUCAAGCAACAUAUGCAGAUGCCACUGUUGCUGAUUGAUGCUAAGAAUCGUGGAAGAGGUCAACAGAACCAGUGUGCUCUUACUCACCCGGCCGGAUUUUGACCCUCUACAAUAAACCUAUCACAACCACUGCACUAAGAAGACAAUAUUUUAACAGCAGAUGGUUAUAUAUCACAAUUGAUGAACAAAAAAGACUUAUGAGCAUUUCAGUUACAUAGCAAGAACCUCACCCCCCAAAGGAUUCAAUGCAAAGUUUAGAGACCUCUGCUGACACCACAAUCAAAACAAAUAAGUACGAGUUGACUAUGCAUUCAUGUAUUAGAUAUUAGGUUAUACCAUGACAGAAAACAUUAAAUGAUGAAUUUAGGGUA
Electrophorus electricus (electric eel) is the source of this 2209-nucleotide messenger RNA. RefSeq names its product lymphocyte cytosolic protein 2a (gene lcp2a). The record is from RefSeq and is a predicted model, not a curated record. Lineage: Eukaryota; Metazoa; Chordata; Actinopteri; Gymnotiformes; Gymnotidae. Gene Ontology annotation, molecular function: protein binding. Gene Ontology annotation, biological process: intracellular signal transduction; cell surface receptor protein tyrosine kinase signaling pathway.